This is a messenger RNA of Symsagittifera roscoffensis, 929 nucleotides long. RefSeq lists its product as uncharacterized. The record is from RefSeq and is a predicted model, not a curated record. NCBI's taxonomy places the organism in Eukaryota, Metazoa, Xenacoelomorpha, Acoela, Convolutidae. Gene Ontology annotation, molecular function: GTPase activity; GTP binding.
GAGAGGGGAGAAGACCUGAAACUCCUUCCAACUGUGUUGGUUGGCAACAAAAUAGACCAGGAAAUCUGGCACGAGAUCCUCAAAGAAGAUGUAGAACAAUACCUCAGAGACACUGGGCUGGAUUGGCCGGUAGUCGAGGUGAGUGCGAAAUGGAAUCUACACAUGGACCAGCUCCUCUCAGUCAUGUUUGCCCAAUGGAGACCCACGUACCCCCCUCACCCCUCCCCAAUCAGCCCCACCAACCCCAACAGCAGAAGUGGACUCAGCAUCCCCCCCUCCAUCGCUCUUCACUCCCCCUCCCAUGGCCCGGAGACCAGAGACACGGACGAUGAUUUGAAAUUAUGUCGCACUGUUAGCAUGAAAAACCCAAGUGAACUGAAAGAUGCAUCAAGUUUCAAUAAGCCGCCCAAGAAAAACUCGAAACACAAUAGGGGAUCCGGACCUAUUGAGGCGGACACAGGGGAGAAAAGUAGUGCUGUGAGGUCUCUGAGUAUGUAUGGACGGAGACUAUCUACCAGUCUCUACAGACGCCGAGGUGGGUCCAAGAGUCCCACACCCACAUUGGCGUCGGACUCGGAGGAGUCAUCUCGCUCUGGAAGCCGACAUGCAUCCACCGGGUCUGUCAAGUACUCCGCCGGAUCCGGGACUAUUCCCGCUUCACCCGGAGGCUCAGGCUCAGGAGCGGACAGUUGCAAAGUCAUGUGAAGAUCUGCAACUUAGAUAUACGCAAAAUUCAGAAAAGAAACUUCAAAUAAACCCACGGGAAAGUUGUGGUGCAUCAUUAUUGUUCAUCUCAAUGUUAUCAAUAUCACCAAUACUCUAACCCCGCAACCCCGCAGUAGACAGGGUAUCACAACGGAUUUCAGAAAAGGCUGUUUUUUAAGUUGCCUGCUUUCAUCAAGUUACUGAUAUCAAUGUCAAAACUUUAA